AACCCUUGUGUUGUACUACCAAAACACGCCUAACUGCAUAAAAAAAUGAAUAUCAACAACUCGGAACAGAAAAAAACAGUGGCGACUAAGAGACUUCGAAGACAACAGCGACGACGCCGCUCUGUCUCUCGCAAAACAAAACACAAACGAAAAAGGACAUCAGCACAGACAACACAUAGCACACAGCACACACAACCACUUAUGCCUCUAAACAUGAAGGGGUUGUAUGUGCGCCCAAAAGCGCGCUGCAGCAGCUGAUAUCGCUGAAUGGUUGUUUUUGCCGCUACAGUGGGUUGGCAGGGUGGCGCAGUGUUGAAAGGCAGCAAGCAAACAAGCAAUAACCAUUAGAUACAUAGUAUAUACAUAAAUGUGUGUGUGUGUGUACACAGAGCGCCGUGCCGGCCGCGGUGCGCUCAGCAGAAAUAGAAUGACAGCUGUGCCAAAGCUACAACGGCGGCGAGAGUUGGCAUGUAAGCAGCGAGCGAAUAUCAACGAACGGCCAAGCCGAGCAUUGAACGGCAAAUAAAAGUCUCUGUAGCUGAAGGAAAAUUCAGUUAGAAAGUUACGUGAAAAGUCGCCACAUCGGCAAGCAUUAAGUACGCGUUGCGCGCAUUUACUGCAAAAAAUAUCCUGUGCGCUGUGGAAGCAAUCAAAAAAAAAAUUGCAGUGUGAAAAGCUAAAUUUUGCAAAAUCUUAACACACCGUGUGCAUAGUAAAACGGACGGAAAAUGAAAAGUUGAAAACAUAUAAAGGCGAAAGUCGAAAGAGUCUACCUUGAAAAUUCUAAAGCACAUCCUUAAGUGAGUGAUAAAAGUGUACGAGUAUGCAAUAUAUGUACGACAAGAAAAUUACACAUAUACACCUAAACGUAUGUAUGUACAUGCACAUGCACGCAAACAACGCAACAACGAGCACGCACAUAUCGCUGUGUAUACUUUGAAAUAGCAAACAAAAAACUACUUCUUAUUGCUUUGUAGGGUAGCGGUGGACCAGGGCAACAUUCUGAAACAGCUGUGAGACCGUUUGGAGCAGCAAACAAUAUCAAUAACAAAUAAAUAAUAUGUAUGUAAUAUAAUUGAAAAAUAUGUUUAUACCUACCGCUCAGCACUAGCAAACCGAAAACCUAAAGUCCACAAAUGUUAAGAAAAUAGUCAUGAAUAUGUGUGGCAUGCCAGACUCAAGGUGUAUUUAUGCUCAAAGAGCAGCAAUAACUGAGCCGACACAAGCACACAUGGAAAUGAAAAGCAUUCUGUAAAUGUCGUUGACGAGACGAGGCGGCGGUUGAGAAGUGCCUUCCAAAGCGGUUCGACAACGAGCUAAAGAACCACACGCUCAGCGGAUAACAGACAAAAAAUGCGUCGCCCGAAAUUUUCGUUAAAGAAAUAUUUUUAUUUCACACUCUUUUGCGCGCUACUACUGAUAUUCGGAUUCAAUUUGCGUGAACAUGAAAUUUGGAAAUCGAAAAGCGCAGCACCACAAGCACAAGCGCGUUCACCAGACGAACAAGCAGCGCAACCUUAUACGCACAUCGCCAUCACUGUGGCGUCGGACGAUGAGGCAGCGGCGCUGAGGGCACACGUCGACGACUCGGGCGAAGCGCCUGUGCUUAGCACCAACAACGCGCCACCUAUAGACGCUGUAAAUAAUGAAUUGAGCGAACAACAGCAGCAGCAGCACUUGCAUCCAGGACAGGUGCCGUUGGAGAACACCGCUGCACGUCCUUGGUUCUUCCGGCAAGGUGAGUACUAUCCGAAGCCAGCGCACGCCGCGCCUACGCGUACAGGGCAGGGUAAACGUGGCAGUUAUGGCGGUGGUGGAGGUGGCGGCGCAGGCGGUAGUUUGGUGCGUGGCAAGAAGCAUGAUCCACGCGGUGCUGGACUCUUCCCCUAUCAAAACCCGCACAGUGAUCGCAUUGUCAAUCAGUUGAUGUAUAUGCCGCCGAACUAUGAGAAGGUGCGCGCCAGCGGACGACUGAAAAUCAUACUGCUCUACAAUGGACUCGGUCCAUGGAAUGUAAAGCAAGGUCGUGAUGUCUUCCUACGCUCGAAGUGUCCUGUGGAUACCUGUGAACUGACAUCGAAUCGUGGUCUCGCCGACAAAGCCGAUAUGAUACUCUAUAAGGAUCAUUUCAUACCGACUGGCCUGGGGCGACCAGCGAAUCCACAGCAGGUUAGCAUGUUGUAUUAUCUGGAAUGUCCAUAUCAUACGCAAAAUGUCAAAGUACCAGACGCCAUUAAUUGGACGGCCACCUACAGGCGUGACAGCGACAUUGUGGCGCCUUAUGAGAAAUGGGUCUACUAUGACUCGAAAAUCAACCAAGUGGAGCAGGACCACAAUUAUGCCAUGAAUAAAACGAAAAAAGUCGCUUGGUUCGUGUCGAAUUGUGGUGCACGCAAUGGACGCUUGCAAUUCGCGCAUGAAUUGCAGAAAUAUAUAGAUGUUGACAUCUACGGCGUUUGCGGCAACUACAAAUGUUCGCGCAACACCGCCGACAAAUGCUUCGAGCUACUCGAUCACGAAUACAAAUUUUACCUCGCCUUCGAGAAUUCCAAUUGCAAAGACUACAUCACCGAAAAGUUCUUCGUCAACGCACUGCAACGCAAUAUUUUACCAAUUGUAAUGGGUGCACGUCCGGAGGAUUAUGAGGUGAGCUCACCACAUCGUUCCUACAUCCAUGUCGAUGAAUUCGCCUCGCCCAAAGAAUUAGCCGAAUACUUGCACAUACUCGAUAAAGACGACGAACUAUACAAUUCGUAUUUCAAAUGGAAGGGCACCGGUGAGUUUAUCAACACGUACUAUUGGUGUCGCGUUUGUGCCGCACUGCAUGACGAGGAGUCAUUACGUAAGCCGCGCUGGUACACGGACGUAAAUGAUUGGUGGCGCGGCGCCGGCGUCUGCACCAACGGUUCGUGGCGUAAUUUUAAGGCGCGCAAGGAUGUCAUACGCGACGAUUAGUGGCGACUGCCGUUGGGUUAUUGGCUGGCAAUUGCAAGCAUUGUUAUUGAAUAUGUUAAGUAAUAGUUUAAGCCAUCUUUAUAACAAUACAAUACAAAAACACAAACAACAACAACAAAAAACAAAGUAUAUAAUACCGAAUUGCUUAGUGGAAUGAGUGUGGAAUGCGGUUUAGAAGUGCGUGAAUGGUUAAACACAUAUGCGUAUGUGUGUGUGCGUGAGAGAAUGAGUGUUUGUUAGUGUGACGCACAAUUCGAUGAGGUUAGGCUUAGCAGCAGCGGCUGGUGGUUUCUGGCGAUAAUCAGCUGUUGACAGGAAGCUAACCGCUAAAACAAAAAACACAGUCACAUGAAACACAUGAACAUACAUAAAUACAUAUACAUAAACAUGCAAAAUUUAUAAAAACAAAAAUUAAAAUAAGAAAAAAGUUAGCUUCGUCCGCACUGGAGCUAUAAUACCCUUCACAGGUAUAUUUCCCAUAACAUGAAGGGUAUAACACGAUCUCUAUAUUGAUUUUGAACGGUCAGUUUGUAUGGAAGCUGUACGCUAUAGUGCUCCAAACUGAACAAUAUAACUGGUUGCCAACUGACUCUAUACAAGGUUUAUCCGGAAAGUAAUAGGACUGAUUCUCUUUCGCCGCGAUUGUACUUCGGAGCGUUCGCGCACCGACUGGAUUCGGUAGAGGCUGGUCAGUUGUCUGCGAGCACCUGGAGCGUGAGGACAAACAUUUUCGCGCGACGUGUUUCUGUGAGUGGUGCAAGCCGUAAAUGCAGCAUUCGUUACAGCAGAGUUAUGCGAUCUAAGUGGAACUCGGUAAAUCUGCGACAGAGACAUUUGAUAUAAUCAAGCAAGCUUACCCAGAUGUUGCUGCAGCACCAAAAGGUGUGUUUCGGUGGCACCAGGCCUCUUUUGAGGGCCGGGAAGAGGUCGCUAAUGAAUGAGCAAAUCCAAAGUGAAAACGGUGCUCAUUGUCUUUUUUGACAUCAACCAUGAAUUUGUUCCUCCUGGACAAACCGUCAACACCAAGUUUUACGUGAAAGUCCUCAAGGGACUCAAAAGAAGGGUCAAACGCUCCGGCUCACACCGCCUUUCUUGUGAACAGCUACCUAACCAAGGCCGGCAUCCCAACGCUUCCGCAGAUGCCCUACAGCCCAGAUGUGGCCCCCGGACUUUUUUGUUUCCUUGCCUGAAAAGGUCGCUGAAAGGGGAUCCAAACAGCAUACACUUGGGCUCUCAAGCCAAUUCCGGAGAAUGCCUUCCGUACCGCCUUCAAUGCUUGGAAAUCGCGCUAGCAGCGCUGCAUUGACGCAAAAGGAGCCUAUUUUGAAACUUUUUAAAGAAUUGUAACGAUUGGUUCAAUAAAUUUUUUUUUAAAUCGACUCAGUCCUAUUACUUUCCGGACAAACCCUGUAUAAGAAUCACAGGCACCGUGCCUGGCCAGUUCUUAAGAGACUCUCGCGCCGCGAUGUGUUCAGUUUGUGUGGCAGCUGUAUGCUAUAGCGGUCCGAUAUCGGCGUUCUGACAAAUGAGCAAACUACUUGUGCAGAAAUGGGCGUAUGCAAAAUUUCAGAUCGAUAUCUCAAAAACUGAGAGACUAAUACGCGUAUAUACGACCAACCGACAGACAGACAGGCCAACAUGACUAAAUCGCCUCAGCUCAUCAAGUUGACUGUUUAUAUAUCUAUGUAUAUACCUUAUAAGGUCUUCUUCUGGGUAUUACAAACUUCGUGGCGUACUUAAUACGAGUAUAACCUGUGCAGGGUAUAAAAACAACAACUUGCUUACUGCAUUAGAUAAAGAGAGCAUCAAGAUUGUAUACAGUAGCUAUUAAUUAAAAUUAAAAUUUGUAGGCAACAUUUUUGUAUAUAUACAUGUAUGUGUAUGUGUAUGUGUACUUAGUUAUGCGCUUAUGGAAAAGUAACGGUUAAAAUUAUUGAGUAGUAGCAAAAGCGUAAUUUGCAAUUUUCGGUUAAUUCAUUUUUGUUUUGAGAUAAGAAAUUUUAUAAAUGAUUUACAUAACACUUUAAACCGAAUUACAUACAUAGAUGCACUUGACAGCGCACACAUUCAUACAUACAUAUGCAUGUAUGUAUGUAGCUAUGUAUGUACACACGAAUGUCUGUUGGCGCUUUUUUUACCCAUAACAACAAUAUUUGUGCCGAUUUUGUGGAAAUUCAAAAUUUUACUAACCGAAAUCGCGCACACAGCUAUACAUAUACAUACAUUAACACACAUAUACAUACAUAUAUAAGUUACGUGUAUUUAGCUUGUAAGCAAAUUGUACGCUAAGUUAGGCAAUUUUUUAUAGAUGUGCGUAAGGAAAACAAAUAUCUGAAUCACACAAUAGCAAUAUGUAUUUGUAAAAUAUAUAUAAAUAUACAUACAUACAUACAUAUGUACAUUUAGGAUAAGUGUAAAAGCACAUAGAUACAUAUGUACAUAGCUAUGCACAUAUAUUGCAACAAAUUCAUAUACAUAUACAUAUGUGCAUAUGUUUUUGUGUUAGCGAGUAUUGCAAACGUAUCAUACGAAGGUCGUGAAAUUCAACAACAAAAACAAAAACGGAAACGAAGCAAGUAAUCAGGAACAAAAAUUCCAAAUUUCUGAAAACUGCGUUAUUUUUUAAGUGAUAAGAUAAUUUUUACAUUUAUACUUACAAAAUUACAAAUGCCGCCACCAAAUUUUACCUUAAACACAUACAAAGCACACACACACACACACAUACAUACAUAAAUAAGUUGUACGAGUAUUAGUUUGUAGGCAAGGUGUGAGUGGGAAGAACUGUGUGAACGUUAUUUUGCGUGCGUAGUAGUUUGCGCUUGUGUGUAUAUGUAUGUGUGCAUAUGAAUCUUCCAACGAUAAAUAACACCCAGUUUCGUGUAUAACAAUUACAAAGCAGCAAUAACGGUAAUUGUAGCACUUUUUUCAGUUCUAAUUAAAAAAUUAAUAGCAAAGUGAAUUCAGUAGGUCUAACUAUUUGACCCGCUUUUAAGUGCGCUCAAAAACUGCUUUAUAAGACAUUAUGACCACUGAGCAAGAAACGGGCAGUUCGGGAGUAAAAAAAAUUAAUCGUUCAUGGACAAAAUGUUCGAAUUUACAAGUGUUGGACUCGGAAUAAAGAGAGAGAUACUCGGGAAUUCUCCCACACACCUUUUCAACACCCUCACUUAGGGGAAAGAAUCAUUUUGCCGAUUUGCUCCUAAAAAACCGACGAUUUGGGACACAUUUUUGUUUUUCUAAAUUUCUGCGUGAAUCCAAAUGUAUUUUUUCUUUAUUAAAAAUAUUCCCCAUUCGAUUCUGCAAAUUUCUGCAUUUUUAUUUUUUUUCUACGACUAGUGGUUUAGAAGUUAUAAGCAUUUUUGUUUUCGCGUGUAUUCGGCGGCUGCUUGCUGUAUGCUCCUGGUCGCCUGGUAGAAAUCUGAGAUUUUGCCACCAAAUUGAAUGCAAUUUUUUCUGCAGUGGCGGCAGAUGCACUACAAAUUUGCAGCAUACGCAAAGGGGCGAGAUGGGGAAAACGGAUGCGGCCAUAUUCAAUGCAUAAGCAAAGGGGCGAAAUGGGCGGAUGCGGCCAUAUGUAGGAAACAGGAAAAGGCCCUCGACCGGAAACGAAAUAACGGCACCACACUUCCGGUUCGAAGUCCCAACCGGAAGUCACAAACCGGAAACGGAAGUUGAAAACGGAAACGGGAGUUGAAAACCGGAAGCAGAAUAACGGUUCCACACUUCCGGGCUGGGCUGUCGGCCGGAAGUUGCGAACCGGAAACGGAAGCUUUCGGUCGAUGCCAUGCUUCCGGCCUGCGCAGCCAGCCGGAAAUAACGAACCGGAAACGGGUGCUCUCGGUCGGAGGUCGGGUCUUCAACUUCCGUUUCCGGUUUGUGACUUCCGGUUGAGACUUUGAACCGGAAGUGUGGUACCGUUAUACCAUUUCCGGGCGAUGUCCUGUUCCCGUUUCCGGGAAUUGCAUAUGGCCGCAUCCGUGUUCCCCAUUUUUCCCCUUUGCGUAUGCACGCAAAUUUGAAUGCCUCCACCGCCGCUGCAGAAAAUUGCAUUUAAUUUGGUGGCAAAAUCUCAGAUUUCUACCAGGCGACCAGGAGCAUACAGCAAGCAGCCGCCGAAUACACGCGAAAACAAAAAUGCUUAUAACUUCUAAACUACUAGUCGUAGAAAAAAAAUAAAAAUGCAGAAAUUUGCAGAAUCGAAUGGGGAAUAUUUUUAAUAAAGAAAAAAUACAUUUGGAUUCACGCAGAAAUUUAUAAAAUUAAAAAUGUCUUCCAAAUCACCGAUUUUUUAGGAAAUUUAGCAGUAAACUCUGUAGCAACUGGUUGCAAGAGUAUAAAAAGCAACAAAACUAUAUAAGCAACACAUUUAUUGUAACAAUAUUAUUGCAUAAACCGUUAUAUGUGCUUUUCAUUGUUAAAACGCGCAUACACACAUACACACGUACCCAAAUGCAUACAGAAGCAACACAAAACAAUCAGUAAACUCAAAUUCCUAUUUUCUUUGCCGCUUUGUUAAGUUAAUGUUUACAGAACUUACAAUCUAUUAUAACUGACAAUAUUAUACACACGCACACACACUUAUUUAACUAAUCAUGUAGCGAGAAUUUAUAAGUAUGUGUGCAUUGGCACAAAUCUGUGUUUAUAUUUGGGAUUUAUCGAAUAUAAACACAAUGCGCAAAUUAUUCAACUAUUUUUUAGUUUCGAAUAGCUAAUUUUUAUGUACAGUUUUUCCUUUCGUUUAUAUAAAAAGCAAUAUUUUUAAGCAUUUAUUUAAUUGUAAUAUUAUUUUACUGUGAUAAAUAUUUCGUAAAUUAGCGAUGAAUGUAAAAAUUAGCGAGAGAUAAUGCUGAAUAAAAUAAAUCAAAUCAA
Molecule: messenger RNA, 7824 nt
Organism: Bactrocera neohumeralis
Lineage: Eukaryota; Metazoa; Arthropoda; Insecta; Diptera; Tephritidae
Gene: FucTA
Product: glycoprotein 3-alpha-L-fucosyltransferase A
Exons: 7
Coding region: 1354-2955 (533 amino acids)
Cellular component (GO): membrane
Molecular function (GO): alpha-(1->3)-fucosyltransferase activity
Source: RefSeq, a predicted model, not a curated record